Messenger RNA from Habropoda laboriosa, 2253 nucleotides. It is a transcript of the gene mas, whose product is annotated as coagulation factor XI. Gene Ontology annotation, biological process: proteolysis. Gene Ontology annotation, molecular function: serine-type endopeptidase activity. The record is from RefSeq and is a predicted model, not a curated record. The transcript is spliced from 11 exons. NCBI's taxonomy places the organism in Eukaryota, Metazoa, Arthropoda, Insecta, Hymenoptera, Apidae. Bases 1 to 2253 code for a protein of 750 amino acids.
AUGAUACUGAGAACAGUCCCUGGGGGCAUCGUCCUUUUCCUCCUACUUAGCAGAUCGAUCGUUGCUCAGGACGACGAUUCUUUGGCUGGCAGUUUCUUGUCAGGUUUACUAGACUCGAUCACGAGUACAGCGAACAGUGCAGACUGCCCAGGUGUGUGUGUACACGCAUUCGCAACCUUAAUAUGUUACGAAGUUCUCGAGAAUGUGCAGUGUCCUACUAGUAUGCGAUGUUGCAUCGAGACGCCUAUAAAUGGCACUGGAACUUCUGAAAAUGCUGUCAGUGACGAUGCUCCUAUUUCCACCGUUCUCACCACCGUUAAGACAGUGACGACAGCUACAACCACAACCACACCCUCGACAACUACAGCCCUUACAACUGUAACAUCAACAUCUUCCCCAAAAACUACUUCUGAAAGUCAGAAGGAAACAACGAAUAAAACGUCAACGAAAACGUGUUCCGGAAUUUGUAUGGCAGAAAGAAUCGCCGAUUACUGUGACGCAGUUUUGAUAAUAGACACUCUUUGCAAGCCAGGAUACAAAUGUUGCGUAUCUAGAGACGCGUUUGGGGAUUCCCCUCCGCCGGAGCUAUUAGUAAUCGACCGAACGAAUUCAAGUCGGUUCGACGAAAAGACUGGUGUUAAUACAUCUCAUAAAGGUUCUUCACCUUCUACAACCAUGAGACCAAAUACAAUUAUAUCUUCGAGUGCACCCACAAUUACAUCACCGACGACCAUUACAAUGACAAAACAGCCAAUGAGUACAAUAAGGCCAAAGAUUCCGGUGACAAAUCCGUGCAAGGGUGAAUGCGUUAGUGGAUUUUUCGCUCUUCUCUGCGAUAAAGUGGAUGGAGAUGCUGAAUGCCCUGACGAUGGAUCUUGUUGUGUUAUCGAUGCAUUCUUAAAAACGGAAGUAACAACAACAACUGUCCGGCCAACUAUGAAACCGCCGCAGCCAAAAUUACAACCGUGUCCCGGAUUUUGUCUGUUGAACAUUAUGGCAGCGUUCUGUGAACGACCAAAUCUGAUAGUAGCCAAGACUUCGACCUGUCAGUCUGGAUCUAUUUGUUGCGACAACACGAAAAGCUCGCCGCAGACUUCAAGGCCAAGACCAAGGCCCACAACAAGACCGUCGAUUACUGCAGUUCCAUUACCACCAGACCCACGCCCAGAAUGCCCUGGAUCGUGUAUAGUUUCCUACCUAUCAUUUACUUGUUUUAGAAAUGCUGAACUGACUAAUUUAUUUAAGUGUAAGAAACAAGGACAUCAAUGUUGUGCACCAAAAUCGUUGAUACGAGAAUUCAGCGGUGGAAAUUCUACCGAGCCAAUUUUGAGUAACAGAAAUGACACCAUGUACGUUACAGCAAGACCAUACACAACACCCCUUACAACGGCAAUGUAUGACACGACGACAAUAGCAACAACUACGAGAAGCCCUGUAUACAGUAAAUACGUGUGCGGUGUAAAAGGAACUUCUCGGAGUCCAAUUCAAGUCCGUAGUUUGGAUAGAGGGGCACGCGUUGUUGGAGGAGAAGAUGCAAAUGCCAAUGAAUGGUGUUGGCAGGUUGCUCUAAUUAAUUCUCUUAAUCAAUACCUUUGCGGCGGUGCGCUGAUUGGAACGCAAUGGGUCCUCACAGCAGCCCACUGUGUAACAAACAUUGUGAGAUCUGGAGAUGCAAUUUAUGUGAGGGUAGGCGAUCAUGAUUUGACACGGAAAUAUGGAAGUCCCGGGGCGCAGACCUUGAGAGUGGCAACUACUUAUAUUCAUCAUAAUCAUAAUAGUCAGACUCUUGAUAACGACAUAGCACUGUUAAAACUCCAUGGCCAAGCGGAGCUUAAGGAUGGUGUUUGUCUGGUAUGUCUACCAGCACGGGGGGUUAGUCACACAGCUGGCAAACGAUGUACCGUUACCGGUUAUGGAUAUAUGGGAGAAGCUGGACCUAUCCCGCUUCGAGUACGCGAAGCUGAAAUACCAAUCGUGAGCGAUGCUGAAUGUAUACGAAAAGUGAAUGCUGUGACUGAAAAGAUCUUCAUUUUACCAGCAAGUAGUUUUUGUGCUGGUGGUGAACAAGGCAACGAUGCGUGUCAGGGAGACGGAGGUGGUCCUUUAGUAUGUCAAGAUGAUGGAUUUUAUGAACUGGCCGGACUCGUUUCGUGGGGUUUUGGUUGCGGAAGAUUGGACGUUCCUGGAGUUUAUGUCAAGGUUUCGGCAUUUAUUGGCUGGAUCAACCAAAUUAUUUCAGUAAAUAAUCUUUAG